This is a messenger RNA of Balaenoptera acutorostrata (minke whale), 1958 nucleotides long. It is a transcript of the gene FTCD, whose product is annotated as formimidoyltransferase cyclodeaminase. The transcript is spliced from 11 exons. Gene Ontology annotation, molecular function: transferase activity; folic acid binding. Bases 40 to 1392 code for a protein of 450 amino acids. The record is from RefSeq and is a predicted model, not a curated record. Lineage: Eukaryota; Metazoa; Chordata; Mammalia; Artiodactyla; Balaenopteridae.
UCUGCUGGUGAGAGGAGCGUCUGGAGCAGGGCCUGGACCAUGUCCCAGCUGGUAGAAUGUGUCCCCAACUUCUCGGAGGGGAAGAACCAGGAGGUGAUCGACGCCAUCUCCCGAGCGGUGGUGCAGACCCCGGGCUGCGUGCUGCUGGACGUGGACGCUGGCCCCUCCACCAACCGCACCGUCUACACCUUCGUGGGGCGCCCCGAGGACGUGGUGGAGGGGGCCCUCAACGCCGCCCGGGCCGCCCACCGGCUCAUCGACAUGGGCAGGCACAGAGGGGAGCACCCUCGGAUGGGCGCCCUGGACGUGUGCCCCUUCAUCCCAGUGCGGGGCGUCACCAUGGACGAAUGCGUGCUCUGUGCUCAGGCCUUUGGCCAGCGGCUGGCAGAGGAGCUGGGUGUGCCGGUGUACCUGUACGGCGAGGCAGCACGGACGGCCAGCCGCCAGUCUCUGCCGGCCAUCCGGGCCGGGGAGUACGAGGCCCUGCCUGAGAAGCUCAAGCAGGCUGAGUGGGCGCCCGACUUCGGCCCCAGCUGCUUCGUCCCCAGCUGGGGGGCCACUGUCACGGGGGCGCGGAAGUUCCUCAUCGCGUUCAACGUCAACCUGCUCAGCACCAGGGAGCAGGCGCACCGCAUCGCCCUCGACCUGCGGGAGCAGGGCCGCGGCAAGGACCGGCCAGGACGCCUGAGAAAGGUGCAGGGCAUCGGCUGGUACCUGGAUGAGAAGAACCUGGCUCAGGUGUCUAUGAACCUCCUGGACUUUGAGGUCACAGGGCUGCACACGGUCUACGAGGAGACCUGCAGAGAAGCCCAGGGGCUGAGCCUCCCGGUGGUGGGCUCGCAGCUGGUGGGCCUGGUGCCUCUGAAGGCCCUGCUGGACGUGGCCGCCUUCUACUGCGAGAAGGAGAACCUCUUCAUCCUGGAGGAGGGGCAGCGGCUCCGGCUGGUGGUGAACCGGCUGGGCCUGGACUCCCUGUCACCCUUCAACCCCAAGGAGCGGAUCAUCGAGUACCUGGUCCCCGAGGCCGGCCCAGGGCAGAGCCUGGUCGACCAGCCCCUGCGCACCUUCGUCCGUGAGGUGGGCGCCCGCUCGGCAGCCCCGGGGGGCGGUUCCGUGGCCGCAGCCAGUGCAGCCAUGGGCGCCGCGCUGGCCUCCAUGGCCGGCCUGAUGACCUACGGGCGGCGCCAGUUCGAACACCUGGACGCGACCGUGCGGCGCCUGAUUCCCCCCUUCCACGCGGCCUGGGCUGAGCUGACGGCGAUGGUGGACGCCGACGCCCGGGCCUUCGAGGCCUACCUGACCUGCAGAUGCCGGAGGAAAAGCAAGGUCCCCAAGGAAGAGCUCCCAUCCCGGGAAGGGCGGGAACAGGAAUCUUCACAGAAGAAACGCUGAGAGUCAUGGUCUCGGAGAUCAGAGAAGACGUUCAGCCACGAGACACAAAGGGCCCCCGGGGAGCCGGGCACCUUCAGCAGCACAGGACGUGGGCGGCUGCCUCCAGGGAGUGCCCAUCCAGGGGGCAGCGGAGGAGGGACGUCCAUCAGACCGGGCGGGGGAUGGGGAACUUGCAGGAAGGUCAAGAAGCCCCAGGCGUGUCUGAGGGCAGAUCCAGCAGAGAGGACCCGGGAGGGGCGGGAGUGAGGGCGCUCGGACCCCACGGGGGUAGGAAGACACGCCUGGGAAGGAAUGAGCUCCCAGCAGACAGCAGGCAUCCAGAGUCGCCUCGGGGGUGGGGGGGGACGGGGCAGGAGGACCUGGGCCAGGCGACCUCGGGAGGUGACCUUGGGGACUGCUGGGCUGGGCGCCCCGAUGUGAGUGCUGCAUCCGCACGGGGACAGUCUAGGAUGUCGCAUUGCGGGAGGAGGUGACCCUGUGACAGAAGCUGGGUCCCUGGGGGCGGGGUACAGAGACUGAUCACCUUUCCCCUAUGCGCUUUUACGUUUUAAUUUCGUUUAUUUGCU